AUGGUGGUGACACCAAAGCCUGGUGACCUCCUGGAAGGCAGGGGGGACAUCCAGAGGGAUCUGGAGAGGCUGGAGAAGUGGGUUGUUGGGAAGUGCAGGAAGGUCAACGAGGUCAAGGGCAAAGUCCUGCACGUGGCCCAGAACGUGACCGUGGAGGAGAUCAUGUUGGCCUACAAGCAAGCCUGCCAGAAGUUGAACUGCAAGCAGAUCCCCAAGCUCCUGAGGCAGAUACAGGAAUUUCAGGACCUGGCUCCCAGAAUAGACUGUUUGGAUCUCAAAGGGGAGAAGUUGGAUUCCAAAGCCUGUGAAGCCCUGGAGGAGAUUUUCAAGAGAGUCCAGUUCAAACUGGUGGACUUGGAGCAAACCAGCUUGGACGAAGACGGUGCCUCAGCCUUGUUCGACAUGAUCGAGUACUACGAGUCGGCCACGCACCUCAACAUCUCCUUCAACAAGCACAUCGGCACCCGGGGCUGGCAGGCAGCUGCCCACAUGAUGAGGAAGGUCUCUGCUCCCACCCAACUGCUCCCUGCUGGACACAACACCCCCUGGAAGAAGGGAGAAGGGUCCCCAUCCCACCCCCCAAAGAAAAAGGGAGCGCGGGUGGGAUCCCGAAAGGAUCUUGGGUGGGAUCCCAAAAAGAUCUUGGCCACAGCUCUGAAGAUGAACAUGAACCUCCGGGAGCUCUACCUGGCAGACAACAAACUCAACGGGCUGCAGGACUCAGCUCAGCUUGGGAACCUCCUCAAGUUCAACUGCUACAUCCAGAUCCUCGACCUGAGGAACAACCACAUCCUGGACUCAGGCCUGGCCUACAUCUGCGAGGGGCUGAAGGAGCAGAGGAAGGGGUUGGUCACCUUGGUGCUGUGGAACAACCAACUGACCCACACAGGCAUGGCCUACCUGGGCAUGACCCUGCCCCACACGCAGAGCCUGGAGACCUUGAACUUGGGUCACAAUCCCAUUGGGAACGAAGGUGUCCGGAACCUGAAGAACGGGCUGAUCGGGAACCGCUCCGUCCUCCGGCUGGGCUUGGCCUCCACCAAGCUGACCUGUGAAGGGGCGGUGGCCGUGGCCGAAUUCAUCGCCGAGAGUCCCCGACUGCUCCGCCUGGACCUGCGGGAGAACGAGAUCAAGACUGGGGGGCUCAUGGCCUUGUCCUUGGCCCUGAAGGUCAAUCACUCCCUCCUGCGCCUGGACCUGGACAGGGAGCCCAAGAAGGAGGCGGUGAAGAGUUUCAUCGAGACUCAGAAGGCUCUUCUGGCCGAGAUCCAGAACGGCUGCAAACGCAACUUCAUCCUGGCCAAGGAGAAGGAGGAGAAGGAGCAGAAGCUCCAACAAUCAGCGUCCAUGCCUGAGAUCACCAUGACUGAAGCCCUGGAGGAACCUCCAGCCCCGGAUAGUGAGGCCACCACGUCUCCCCAGGAAGGGGAAGGAGCUGAGGAGACACCAAGGACCUCGGAAAAUGGGGCCACGGAGCCGAUGGAGGAGGAGGAGGAGGAGGAUGGAGGAGACGUGUCCGACUCGGAGUCAGACACGGAUGAGGAGGAGGGGUUGGAGACCAAGGAUGUGGGGAUGGAGACCAAGGACGUGGGGUUGGAGACCAAGGACAUGGGGAUGGAGACCAAGAACGUGGGGUUGGAGGAGACUGAGGACGUGGGGUCGGAGAACAAGGACUUGAGCGAAAGGUCGGAACAUCCCGACGCGGCCUUGGAGAAACCGCGGGAGCGGCCGCCCCCCCUGCACCUUCCCAGGGAUCCAGCCCCUUCCCAGGGGAAUGAGAGGAGGAUCUCGGUGUCCAGCCCUGGGAGAGGCCACAAGAUCUUUGUGGUGACACGAGUGGAAAGUCUGCCCGAGCCAAGCGGCACCGCGGGACCCUCCGAGCCCCGGGAACCGGAUCCCGUCCCGGCGCUCCGGGUAAACGGAGCCGUUCCCAAAGGUCCUGCUGGGGAUCUGGGAAUCAGCCCCCUUGAUCGACAGGGAUCCAAUCCCCAGGGACCUGAUCCCCAGGGAUCUGAGCGUGCUGCCUGUGGGGGUGCAGCCCAGGACACCCCCCUUCCCAACGGCCUGAAGACGGAUUUUGUCCGGGCGCUGCCGGAGGCGUCGGAAGGCGACGGGAAAACCGGGAACUGCGGCGCCGAGCACGAGCUGAGCUGCUCCAAGAACGAGCAGGAGCUGGAGGAGCUGCUCCUGGAGGCCAGUCAGGACACGGGGCAAGAGCUGCUGUGA
Chaetura pelagica (chimney swift) is the source of this 2226-nucleotide messenger RNA. RefSeq names its product protein phosphatase 1, regulatory subunit 37 (gene PPP1R37). The coding region runs from base 1 to 2226 and encodes 741 amino acids. The record is from RefSeq and is a predicted model, not a curated record. Lineage: Eukaryota; Metazoa; Chordata; Aves; Apodiformes; Apodidae. Gene Ontology annotation, molecular function: protein binding. The transcript has 11 exons.